Molecule: messenger RNA, 822 nt
Organism: Gryllus bimaculatus (two-spotted cricket)
Lineage: Eukaryota; Metazoa; Arthropoda; Insecta; Orthoptera; Gryllidae
Source: the annotation of a GenBank genome assembly
AUGUAUGCAAAGAAGCUCGCAGGCCUCUGCCCAUUCCAGACUACGGUGCGUGGCAUGUGGAUGUUCGCGGAACAAGAAAGACCAGCUAGAGUCCUGCAAGCUCCAUAUCUGCCUCGCCAACCUUCCGUCUUCCCCUCCCCCUCCCCUCCCGAUUACAUGACAAGCGAUCCAUCGCUAAUGCGAUUUAUGAGGGACGAUUCUCGCUGCAAGAUGCGAAUCGCGGCCUGCGGCGGGUCCAGGUUCGAGUCCCCACAAGGACACAGCCCCGCGCCGGGCUGCGUUGCAGGCAGCGCAGCGCCGUGGUUGGUUGCGGCAGCACCGCUACGCCUCUUCACCUCUCUGUGUGCUUCCCAUCUGCAGAGUGUAUCACAGAUAAAGUCUCCUGACAUAGCACCUAAUUCUCGCGUUCCUGGAAACCCGAUAUACCAGGGAACGUAUCAAUUAAAAAAAGAAAAAAAACUGUGUCACCUUUUUGGCCUGCCAUUCGAGAUCACGAAAAACUGUUGGACGUCGCGGCGCGGCGCGGCGCGGCGCGGCGCGGCGCGGUGGCGUAGUCGCAUGCCAAUAAGGAACUGCGUCGCCUUGCGCUGCGCGGCUUCAGGAGCCUCGGAGCGCCAUUUGUGGCGAUCUGCUCUCUCCGUGUUUGCUUCGCGGAAGCAGGUGGAAGAGAAAAUGUUCACAUGGGCGCCGCUACAGUUAAUGGAUUCUCUCUUGUUGUUGAAGGAAGUGGUCGCCGGAUGCCGGCAGGCGUGCGGAAAAACACUGAGUAACCAGCAGCAUCUGCUCUCGUAUACACUCUUUCUUGCAUCGAUGUUUGUUUAA